GGCGGCCGGCACUCACCCGUGCAUAUAGCUUCUACCUAAGUAUAUCUUAUCUUAUCAGCGACGUUAGGCUAUGGUAAAUUGUUUCUUCAUCUUCCAACAAACUUUGCUUCUUACUUAUCAGUUGAGCCUCACAGGUGGUCUUCGAUCCAGUCCUUAUUGACUGAUCUGCUGGAAUUCCCUUUUAACGUGAAGAUCCUUUAACCUCUAUUCCUCUGAGAAUGGUAUCCGCGUUUUUCUAUGGCACGUUGAUGCAUCCAGAAAUAUUGAAGCGAGUCAUCGGAAACGAUGGUAAUCAGCUUCAGAUGUGUUCCGCUCUGUUACUGGACUACACUAGACACCAGGUUAAGGAUGAGGAUUAUCCUGCGAUCUUACCAUACUCGCAAAGUCGAACGAUGUUCGAUCAUGACCUCGAUUUCGAAGAGAAAUCGGUACGAGGUUCUCUGGUGACUGGUCUAUCAGAGGAAGAUAUCCGACUCCUUGACGUCUUUGAAGGCAACCAAUAUACAAGAGAGGUGGUGUCUGUAUACCCACUAGCGCCGCUGGCCAACAUACGGGAUAUACCACCAAUUGAAGUGAAGUCUCUGGUGCCCGCCACGUCUCCCCCGAUCCCUAUUCUGUCCAGUUUGGCGAACACUGUAGAGGCAGAUACCUACGUAUGGUGCCUUUCUUCUUCGGAGCUCUGGGCACAGUUGUGGUCGUUUGAAGAGUUCGUGAAGCAUAACGCGUGGAAGUGGGUCGGCUCAAGUUCUGCCAACAACAAGGACUAUGACGAAGUGGAUAGAAGGAGGGGUAUGGAGGGUAUUAUUGUCCAGGCGGGACUGACUUGAUCGAACCACUUUGCGGUUACAUAAUAAGCAUCACAAUAUCACUUGAAUUGAAGGAACUCUCACGGUUGCACCUAGGCCCCGCAACUUGUCCAUGAUUUGACAAGAUGCCAUGGUUAGGGGAUAAUUUCAGGCCUUAUUUUUCAUUCGUAGUUCUCGCCUUCUUUCUCACUUUCAUCUUUAUCACCGGAGUCCUCGACGAUAUCAAAGGACGUCGCGUUCUAUCCACUCAAUAUUGUAUGUUUUUGAUCUGACCGACCUCGUACGUCGUAGACUCACCUUAUUGAAGCCUUCCCGGACUUUAGCUACUAUGCUGGAAAUUUUGUAAAGAAUAUUUCCAACAGUUUUCUUCCCAUAGGUCUCUACUUGCGUCAUGGUACCAACUGUAAGAGACUGACAGUCGUAUUCAGAUGAUAGAGGGAAACGUAUAA
Molecule: messenger RNA, 1255 nt
Organism: Suillus paluster
Lineage: Eukaryota; Fungi; Basidiomycota; Agaricomycetes; Boletales; Suillaceae
Exons: 4
Coding region: 219-827 (202 amino acids)
Source: RefSeq, a predicted model, not a curated record